AUGUCGCUGCUUUCUGACAUCAUCACAUUCAACGCGCGGCGGAUAGCGGAGCGACAGUUGACGGCACGGCUGAGGCUGCCGAAGCCGUCGCUUUUUGUCGACUCGCUCGAAGCCAAUAUGGCCGUCGAAAAUAUGACCCUCAAGCCGUUUGUCCUGUUCGGCGAUGAUCUCAUCGGACGGAGUGGUGACAGCAAACAAUACGGUAUCUCAUCUCGCCUUGGGGCUUGA
This is a messenger RNA of Sporothrix brasiliensis 5110, 228 nucleotides long. RefSeq lists its product as uncharacterized. The coding region runs from base 1 to 228 and encodes 75 amino acids. The transcript is spliced from 4 exons. The record is from RefSeq and is a predicted model, not a curated record. Lineage: Eukaryota; Fungi; Ascomycota; Sordariomycetes; Ophiostomatales; Ophiostomataceae.